This is a messenger RNA of Verruconis gallopava, 2396 nucleotides long. RefSeq lists its product as uncharacterized. The transcript is spliced from 3 exons. Bases 184 to 1575 code for a protein of 463 amino acids. Lineage: Eukaryota; Fungi; Ascomycota; Dothideomycetes; Venturiales; Sympoventuriaceae. The record is from RefSeq and is a predicted model, not a curated record.
CAAAGCUGGCUGGGCCCCCAGCACACGAUAGCGAAAGACUUCCCUCCGCAAGGAAGACUUGAAAUCAUCACCUACGCCAGCCAACGGGCGAAACGUCUCGAGGAGCAGCCUAUGUGAGCGGCAGCCUUGCCAGUGCCCUUUGCUCUCUCUCCAUGUGGACGCAUCUCUAAGAGUCUCACCGCCAUGUCUGGCUCAGAGGCGCAACAGCCAACCAACGAAGCGCAACACCUGACCUCGCCCACGCCCACGCCGCCACCAGCGCGAGCGCCCAAUUCGGACGAGGCAUCGGUCGUGAGUGCGGGGCGACAUCAAGGCUCAUCACGAGGACGGCCUGAAAUCUCCACGUCCACAUCCACUUCUGGAGCGGCUACGGAGGCCCCCAUGAGUGCAAGUCACGCGCCUGGACAGCCUGUACAACACCCGUACGACCCAGCCGCUCAACCUGCCCUUGCGCCACACGUACCGCCGGUAGUCCCGCCGAUAGUCGCCCCGAGUGACUUUCUGGGAGUUGGUUUGCGGCGGACGACGCCGGUACGGCAUGCUGUGUCUCCGAUCAUUGCACACCUGCACCCGAAAGGCUCCAUGGAGCAGCCCAAGGCCCCUCUGAGCGUCAUCGACAGGGAACAAAUCGAGGGCUUGAGAGCUAUACGAGCGUUCCUGAAGGUCAGGACCAGUUACGACGUCCUGCCCUUGAGCUUUCGCCUAAUUGUCUUCGACACGGCCUUGCUCGUCAAGAAGAGCCUGAACAUACUGAUUCAAAAUGGCAUUGUCUCUGCGCCCUUGUGGGAUAGCAAGACGUCCACCUUUGCGGGAUUGCUCACGACCUCCGACUACAUAAACGUAAUACAGUACUAUUGGCAAAACCCGGACCAGCUACACCUCAUAGAUCAGUUUACACUGAACUCGCUGCGAGAUAUAGAAAAGGCGAUAGGCGCACCCCAGAUCGAGACGGUUUCGAUACAUCCAGAACGGCCACUCUACGAAGCAUGUCGGAUGAUGGUGACAUCGAGAGCAAGGAGGAUACCGCUGGUCGAUAUAGAUGACGAAACAAAGCGUGCAAUGGUAGUCAGCGUUGUCACGCAGUAUAGGAUUCUAAAGUUUGUGGCUGUAAAUGUCAAAGAGACCCAGAAACUGAAGAAGCCGCUGAAAGAGCUCAAAAUCGGGACGUACGAGGGCAUCGCGACAGCGUCGAUGGAGACACCGGUCAUAGAUGUGAUCCACAUUCUCUUUGAAAAGAACAUAUCGAGCGUUCCUAUCCUGGACAAAGAAGGUGCCGUGAUCAAUGUUUUCGAGGCGGUAGAUGUGAUUGCAUUGAUCAAAGGCGGCGUCUACGAUGAAUUGAAUCUUACAGUGGGCGAAGCGCUUCUGAAAAGAUCUGAUGAUUUCGCAGGCAUAUACACGUGCUCCAUGUGGGAUCGAUUGGAUACAAUAUUCGACACAAUCAGACGAUCACGCGUCCAUCGGCUAGUCGUAAUCGAUGAGAAUGCAAGGUUGCAGGGGGUAUUGACCUUGAGCGAUAUCCUAGAAUACGUGUUGCUAGAAGGCGCGGACCAAGAAGAUCGGCCGCUCGAAUGAGGGUCUUAUCGUGUGUUUUCGAUUGGCAGUAAUGAGUCUCUUGCAGGGGAAUUUUUUUCACGACUAUUCUCCUCACGAUACACCAUAGAAUUGAGCCGCGUAGGCUCCAGAUUUCAUCACGAACAGAUUUGGCCUCAGGCAAUUUGAGUACUCAAGAGAUAUUGACUGACCAAUUCCUGGGAUCGUCGUGUGCCUUUACGCGUCAUUAGAUGUACUGCAUGUUACUGGUCAAAUGGAGCAUUCGAUCUUUACAUGCAAGCGAUGUUGACUGUCAAGACAUGCAUUUGCCAGAGAUGGAUAGGAACUUGAGAAAUGACUAUCAAGAUCAUCCGGCUCUCAUUUGCAAGCCCACUUCCUUGCCCAGUCUCCAAAUGGCCGGCGCUUGUCCAUCUUCGCUGUUGCUUGCGCUCGUUGGCAAGUCGUAGCAAUCCUCAAGCUGACCCUGGAAUCUAAUCGGAUUUUCAGCUUAACUACUUUGCGUUGCUUUCUACGCUGCUUAUCGAUUUAGCUACUCCAACCAUCUCAUAUGUUAAGAUCACCUGGCGAAUUUUGUUCCUACGCUCCCGAAGACAUUUCUGCAACGAAAGUUUUCAUUGAUUUUCACAGUCUCAUUUGUCUAGAUUUCCAGACGCUGUUCUCUAUCUCAUACGCAGGUUCAUAUAUUCGCAACUUUAAGAUUUACAAAAGUGAAUAAUUGAGUGAAAAAGUUGUGACCUACAUUCAAGAAACUGAGACAGUAUCCCAUGGAACCGCAGUAAGCGGGAUCGACCAAAAAGUCACGUUGAUAUUGGUAUACAACAAGUUAAAAAAUACAAUCAUCC